Molecule: messenger RNA, 393 nt
Organism: Staurois parvus
Lineage: Eukaryota; Metazoa; Chordata; Amphibia; Anura; Ranidae
Source: the annotation of a GenBank genome assembly
CACUCACAUCUUCAAUCUUUCCCUCUACUGGCACCUUCCCCUCCCCUCUAAAGCAUGCGCACAUCACUCCCUAACUGCUAAAAACCAAUGGCCACUACUCUCCCAACCAAUACUCACCGUACUCAUCCCAACCAAUGGUCACUACACCGUACUCAUCCCAACCAAUGGCCACUACUCCGUACUCAUCAUCCAACCAAUGGCCUACACCUUACACCGUACUACUCCGUCACUCCAUCCACUACUCCUCAUCCCAACCAAUGGCCACUACUCCGUACUCAUCCCAACCAAUGGUCACUACACCGUACUCAUCCCAACCAAUGGCCACUACUCCGUACUCAUCCCAACCAUGGCCACUACUCCGUACUCAUCCCAACCAUGGCCACUACUCCGUAC